Molecule: messenger RNA, 1717 nt
Organism: Danaus plexippus (monarch butterfly)
Lineage: Eukaryota; Metazoa; Arthropoda; Insecta; Lepidoptera; Nymphalidae
Product: facilitated trehalose transporter Tret1-like
Exons: 3
Coding region: 98-1600 (500 amino acids)
Biological process (GO): transmembrane transport
Cellular component (GO): membrane
Molecular function (GO): transmembrane transporter activity
Source: RefSeq, a predicted model, not a curated record
UUAUCAGAUUACUGCAAUCUAAUCUUUUUACAACAUAUAAUUGACAGCAGCGGCGGGAGACGGUCGUCCGCCAUGUUGGAGUAGAUUAAAAAACAUUAUGGCAAAACAAGUCAGUUAUGUGCCGUUUUUGCGGCAGUGCUUCCUCACCGCCAGCGUGGCUAUCAAUAUCGUGGGUCAUGGCAGCGUGAUUGGUUUCUCAGCCAUCCUUAUACCAAGUCUCCGCCGACCCGACUCGCACGUAAAGGCCACACCCAGCCAAGAAUCAUGGAUCGCGGCCAUCAUCGGCUUCGCGUUAAUUGCGGGCAACUUCAUCAUCACUCCGUUAAUGGACACUUUAGGCAGAAAGAAAUGCCAUUUGAUGACCAUUCUGCCGGUCCUGACUGGCUGGUUCUUACUGUUGUUGGUGAACAACGUAGCUGGAAUCAUUACCGCGAGAUUUCUACAAGGAAUAGCGAUGGGCAUGCUCGGACCCCUGGGAUCUAUCAUCAUCGGAGAAAUGACGGACCCCAAGAAUAGGGGAGCCUUUUUAACGAGCGUCUCUCUUUCACUCACUAUUGGAGUGCUAUCAACCCAUGCUAUGGGAUCUUUCUUGAGUUGGCAGCAGAAUGCCCUGGUAUGUUCCUUUAUAACCUUCACCAGUCUCCUUUUAAUUAUUUAUAGUCCAGAAUCACCGGCAUGGUUGAUAGCUAAAGGGAGGAUUAAAGAAGGAGAGGAAAUAUUCUUCUGGAUAAGAGGAAGGGACCCCGACCAAGAAGCAGAAUUUGAGAAGAUGGUGGAAGCGCAGACGAUGAAGCGGAAAUCCAGUGUCAUAGGUCAAGAACUGCCCUUCAAGAUAAAGGUCAAACGGUUUUUCACGUAUUUGAAGGAAACUUCAAAGAAACCGGAGUUCUAUAAGCCUAUAAUCAUAAUGUUCCUUCUGUACACGAUGUUCCAGUUCGCUGGUAUUAACGUGAUAAGUUCUUACACGACGGACAUCAUUCAUACGGUCGUGGGGCCGGACGCCGACGCUAAGUUCCUAAUGGUCAUGUUGGACGUCGAGCGACUCGUCUGCAACAUCAUCGCUGUGUUCUUCAUGAAAACAUUAAAACGGAGGACCUUAUUGUUCAGCAGCGGCGCGGUGUGCGUGUUAUCGUACGUCGGCAAGAGCGCUUACGUAUUCGCUAAACAGGCAGACAUGUUGCCAUUCGAUUAUAAAUGGAUUCCGAUCACCUUGAUUGGAUUGUACAUGUGUUCACUCACUGUUGGCAUAUCAUCAAUACCGUUUGCGGUGUCCGGAGAGAUAUUCCCAUUGGAGUACAGAGGUCUGGGUGGAGGAAUCAGCGUACUGGCUCUGUCCUUAAACUUCUUUAUCUCAGUUAAAUCAUUCCCAGUUUUAGCGCACGCGAUAGGACUGCCUAUAACGUAUUUGCUAUACGCCGGCGUAGUGGUGUUAUGUUUAGUCGUAAUUUACUUUACGAUGCCUGAAACUAAAGAUAGAACUCUUCAGGAGAUUGAAGACAGCUUCAGAGGUUACUCUCCAGCCGACCAGAAAAGUGCUGAACCAUUGAAUGGACCAACCAAUGGAGAACUAAGACGAUGCAGUUCUCACAUACUGUAUUAAAUCAAAUGUUAUAGUGCUGUGAAUAUACAAGGACUUUAAAUAUUUAAAGUUAGAAAUAAAUUUAGUGUUAAUCUCAGUAUAUUGUUGUGAUCAAAUAAAAGGCUAAUUUGUUUGGGA